GCGCUGGUGCAGCAGCUGGCACACCUCAGGCUGGGUCACAGACAGCAGCGUUUGCAGAUUUGCAGGGACAUUGGGCGAGGAGGUGUCAGGAUUUGCCGGCUGAGGUCUGAUGGAGCUCGGUAUGUCGGUGGUUUGAGUAGGUGAGCAGUGAGCCGGCAGGACGUGUGUACCGGGAGCCGUGCAUGCAGGAGGAUGGUCGCAGGUGGCCGGGAGCCGCAGAAGUGAUGAGCCCGCUGUGCUGUGCUGUGCUCGGAUGCGGUGUUGGAGCUGCACAGCCAGGAUAGCGGGGUCCUGUCCCUGCAGCAUCACAUGGAGACUGUCACCCCAGAGCCCAGGCUGCUGCAGAGCCAUGCCGAGAAGAAGCGGCUCAACAGGGCACCUUCCCCGGCCAGACCCUUCCUGAAGGACUCCCACCCCAGGGCUCCCCCUGCUAAACCCGCAGUGCUGCCCCCCAAGUCCCCCAGCCCUGGCAUCAGACACCAGUCCCCCGGGCACCUCGUCACCCAGAACCGACUGUCCAGACGCAGUGUCCCGGCCAAAGACAAAGCCAUCCCCGCCAAACCUGCCAGUGCCAAGGCGUCUCUGACCAGCAAGAGGGCAUCCAGGCCGAGCCAUGGACCCGCGGAGCCGGGCGGCAGGAAGGACACCCUGCGUGCCCCAUCCUCUCCCCUGCCUGCAGCGGGCGCUGGGCGGAGGAGGGUGCCGCGGCUGGAGCCCUCCUCUCCGGGUGCAGGUAGGGCUCUGGCCAGGGUCAGCCACACGGACAGCAGCUCCGACCUGUCCGACUGCCCCUCCGAACCCCUCUCCGAUGAACAGCGCCCCCUGCCCGCUCACAGCAGUGACAACGAGUCCGGCUGCAGCGAGCGGGUGGUGACUACUCUGCCGGAGAUCAUCCUGACCGCGGAGCCCAGGAGUGAUGGUGGCCCCAGACAUGCGGAGCCUAAGGGGGCCGGGAGCACCCAGAGUAAGAGCCCAGCACCCCCUAACCCAGGGCACGACGAGGAGCUGUACCGGGAGCUGGAUGAGCUGCGCUCAGAGAAUGACUAUCUCAAGGAUGAGCUGGAUGAGCUGCGAGCUGAAAUGGAGGAGAUGCGUGACAGCUAUCUAGAGGAAGAUGUUUACCAGUUGCAGGAGCUCCGAAGGGAGCUUGACCGAGCCAAUAAGAACUGCCGUAUCUUGCAAUACCGCCUCAGGAAAGCAGAGCAAAAAAGCUUAAAAGUUGCACAGACAGGCCAAGUGGAUGGAGAGCUCAUCAGAAGUCUGGAGCAAGACUUAAAGGUAGCCAAAGAUGUAUCUGUCAGAUUGCACCAUGAGCUGGAAAAUGUGGAAGAGAAGAGAAUUAAAGCGGAAGAUGAAAAUGAAUUAUUGCGUCAGCAAAUCAUUGAAAUGGAGGUGACCAAGCAGGCAUUACACAAUGAGCUGGAAAGAGCAAAAGAGACCACACUCAAACGAAGAGGAAGCCGAGAGAUGCACAAAGAUAAAAAGACUUCCAGUCAGGAGGACAGCGCUGACUUAAAGUGCCAGCUACAGUUUGCAAAGGAAGAAGCAGCAUUGAUGAGAAAGAAAAUGGCUAAACUUGGAAAAGAGAAGGAUGAAAUAGAGCAAGAACUAGAAAAAUUCAAGUCUAUUUACGGAGACGUUGAAAGUCCUUUUCCAACAGGGGAAACUAGAGGUCCACCCAGCACAAGAGAGGCCGAACUAAAAUUGCGUCUAAAGUUGGUGGAAGAGGAAGCAAAUAUCCUUGGACGAAAAAUAGUUGAGCUGGAAAUGGAAAAUAGGGGCAUUAAAGCAGAAAUGGAAGACCUCAGGUGUCAGUAUGAAAAAGAAUUUCUAAGCAGGGAGUAUGUUUCAAGCAUUCCUACCUCACCGUAUGGUGAUUCCAUGGAAUCUGCCACAGAGCUGCGGCGUCAUCUCCAAUUUGUGGAGGAGGAAGCAGAGCUCUUGAGGCGAUCCAUUUCAGAGAUAGAGGAUCACAAUAAACAACUUACAACAGAGCUAAAUAGAUUUAAGUUUGGACCAGUUCAGGAUCUUGUCUGGAUUGAUGACAAUUCCUCCAAAUGCAAUGGUACACAGGAGGAGCUAAAGUCUGCUAGAAUCCAGAUAAGUGAUCUAAGUACAAAGGUUAUGAAACUUCAGUACGAAAAUAGGGUUUUAUUGUCAAAUGUUCAACGUUAUGAUCUGGUUUCACACCUGGGAAUGCGAACAGCAAGUCCACGGGACAGUGAUGCAGAAAGUGAUGCAGGGAAAAAAGAAAGUGACAGUGAAGAUGGACGUCCUGUUCAACCAAAGAGGGAAGGACCUAUUGGCGGGGAAAGUGACUCCGAAGAUGCCUACGAGAAAACGUCUGGCUUUGAAAGUGUGAAACCUUCAGAAGUCAGUGAUUUGUACUGUAUGGAAUUGGCUAAAAAGCGAGAAGAUGCACAAUACUUUAUAAGCAUAACGCGUGAAGCUGAUCGACUGGGGAAAACUGUGGACCGCCUUAUUUCUGACACAGACAGCCUGAUCUAUGAUGCUAAGUUGCAGAUGACAGGUGGAUCUGUAGAGGAGGCGCUGAAGAGUUGUCAAGAAAAAGAAGACGCUACUGGGUCAGAUGUUUUAAACAGCAUCAAUAACAAAAUGAAAAUGUUCAGGAAAGAAUUGAAUAGUUUUGUAGAUGUGAUUGAGAACACAAGUGAAGGUCUUAAAGAGCAUGUAGAAGACCUCUCCCCAAUGCCACAUCUCACUGAAUCAUCAAGUUUUUUGUCCAACUUGACUUCAGCAUCUCGAGAUUCUCCUAUUGGAAAUCUUGGAAAGGAUCUGAUAACUGACUUUCAGCAGCCCAAGCUGAGGGAACAAAUGGAAUUGCAGCUCCAUCAUGAGCAUGAAGAAGAUGCACACCGUCUCCAUGUUACUCAUGAGCCACACCGCAAGGCAGACGGAGACAAUAAACACGGCAGGCAAGGAGACAAGGGCUGUUUCAGUCUAGAGCUCAACAAUCAUGUCUCACCUGAAAAGAAUUCAGCUUUACGUGAACUACAGACUAUUCUUGAACAGGAAAGAAGACUUCACCAAGAGGAGCAUGACAAGGUGACAGACAGGCUUAUUCAGCUAGAAGAAGAGCAUCUGAAGAACAUCAGGAGGAAAGACUUAGAGCUCCAGAGCCUCACACUGCAGAAUAAGCUGGAGGAGAAAACAUGGAGUCAGGAAAAGAACCUCCUCCAGCAAGACCUGAGGAACUUUAAGCAAAAUGUCUUUGUUCUCUAUGUCAAGUUAAAGUGGCUGCUGGCACAUUGGCGACAAUGUAAAAGGGUGGAAGAAGAGGAAGUGGGAGAUGACAUACUACAGAUUGACCAGCUGAACACCCUUCCUGAACUUGCUGCACACUGUGACUUCAGAGAAGGCGUUCCUGACUUGGAAGACGUGGAGGAGGAGGAUGAUGAUGAUGAUGAUGGAGUGUUUGCCUUAACAGAUUAUCCCCCACAUUCCACAGCAGAGCACAGCCGAGACCUGAGCCCUCAGUUACAGACAGCUGAGAUACUUCAGCAUCAGAAGCAGGCAAGUGAAAACCGUCGCCUUCUUGCUGCAUUUAAGGGCUUAUUGGAUGAUUUCCGCUCUGAACUGCGGGAUGAAGCAACAGACAGACACGAAGUCCGACAGCAGUAUGUGGAGGCUAAAGCUGCAUGGGAAGUGGAGGAAACAGAACUGCGAUGUCGUCUGGAGCAGUUUGAAACAAGAAAGCCGAGAACGCUUGGAGACUUGAGCCCCACCGAGAAGAAGGCCUCCUUCAAUCUUGAACGCGAUGAGUACAAGAAGCUGUUGGCUGUGAGCCAUAGGUUGGUGAUGGACCUCCGCAGACAAAUCCAGCAGAGCGAUAAGAACUGGACUCAGGAUAGGGAAGAGAUUCUGGAGCGAUAUGACAGAGAGAGACAUGAAUGGGAGCAGCACCGGAAAGAACUCCUGAGAAGAAUAGAACAGCUCCAAAAAGAAUCAAGCCCUCGACAACCAGACCAUUUCCAAGCUGACCAAAGUGAUGGUGCUGUCCCUGAGUAUUUAUCCAAGGCCCCACUGCCCAGGUCCCAGUCUCAUGCAUCCAGGUCAUUUUCUGAUUCUGAUGAAAUGCCAUUUGAAGAGCAGUUACUUCCCAAGUUAAAAGGAACUGAUCGAUGCUCUGGCUCUGAGAACCUCUUCCUUGAUGCACUUUCUCUGGACUCUGCUGAUGAGGCCGAUUUGCCUCAGCCCCGCAAACUGGAGCGUGAUAAAUUCUCCACUGAGGAAGAUAUACAAAAAGGAGGAUUGCAAAGGGUCAUGUCUGUUUCCUCCAUGUCUGAAUUUCAUCGAUUAAUGGAGAGCUCUCCUUUCCUUCCCGAAAAAAAUUUAGAUCUUUCUGGCGACAAGGAUGAAUUAACUCCCCCCUUGUCCCCUGAUGAUCUGAAGUACAUUGAAGAGUUUAACAAGAAUUGGGACUAUAGUAUUGUGGGCCAAGGUGAUAAAAUCUUGAGAUUAGGUGGGGAAAGAGCAGAGAAUGGAAAAGUGGAGUUAAAGUCACCUUCUGAAACAUUCCAGUCUCCUUCAUGGUUUCUUACUACUAGUGUUACUAUGACAACAAACACAGUGACCAGUCCUGAACCCUGCCUGAAGCAGUCUCCUCGAAGCCAUGCUGUUGCGGAAAGAAUGGGGGUCAGGGUCUUCCACAGUCCACCUGUGGUUCGUAGGUUUGAUAAAUCUGUCAUUAAUGGCAAUGAAGAAAUAUCAGACGUAGAACCAGAUUUACAUUAUUCUUCAACUAAAGCAAAUGGUGUUUCUGAAGCAGAAAAUGGUGCCACUGAGGUAUUUGGGAGAUGGCCAUGUGAGCUUAACAAUCAGCAUAAAGACUUAUUAGAUAGUGGUUUACACCCAAUGGAUCGACCUGUUUGCACUUCUGUCAGUUUUGCGUCUUCAUUGCACAGUAUAGAGUUGUCAAGAAACAUGAGUGAUGACAUGAAAGAAGUUGCCAAUUCUGUUAGAAAUGCUAUCCGAACAAACUCAUCAGAAUCUCAGUUCAGAGACAUUGCUUGUCAGACCAAUGGUUUGAAGAGUACAGGAACACAAACCACUCAAACCAUUAGCGUUGGUUUGCAAACUGAAGCUUUACGAAGCAUUACCAGCAGUCCACAUAAGUGUCUGACUCCAAAAGGAGGCUCUACCCCUAUUUCAUCACCUUCUCGUAGUUUGAGGAACAGGCAAAUUGCUCCAGCUAUUGAAAAGGUGCAAGCAAAGUUUGAGCGUAGUUGUUGUUCCCCAAAAUAUGGUUCCCCAAAACUUCAGAAAAAACCUCUACCCAAAGCAGAUCAGCCAGCUAACCGUGUUACUUCAGUUACACCCCAGAAAGGAUUUAAUGAGUCUGCUUGGGCUAGAUCAACAACUACAAGAGAGAGUCCAGUUCAUACAACUAUCAAUGAUGGUCUUUCAAGUCUUUUUAAUAUCAUUGACCACAGCCCAGUAACUUGUGACCAUUUGCAAAAAACAUCUAGGCCAAGUAGCAGAUCUAGGUCAGCAGAAGCCAGACCAGAGUUUGGGACCAUGUCUGAAGUAUGCAUGGAUGAAAGGGGGAGGUCACCAAGCCCUAUUCGCAUAACUAUAGACCUCCAAAGAGAUCAGUGCUCUGAUGUCAGCUGUAGCAGGCAAGACCUCUGUGCUCCUCCAGGUUACUCAUUGAUUGAAAAUUCUGCCAGAAUACUUAGAAAGAAAAGUCUAGAAGAUCAAAAGCAGACUCCAGAUAGUCCAACCAGUGGCUACAGAAACAACACUGCUGCAGAACUGUUAAAAAUUGAGCAAGCAUCUAUUGAGGAACUGCCUUGUGCUGCGUUAGCUCCGUCCUUAGAAUCUAGCUUCUCCAGACCAGAGAGACCAGCGAAUCGGCGCCUGCCUUCCAGAUGGGCUUCACAUUCCCCGACUGCCUCCCGAGCUCCGUCUAGUAACAAUCUACACGAAGAGCUGGGAAACCAGGAAACCUGAGCAGAGGGAAAGGAAAACUGACGCCAUCUUGCAUGAAGUACCACUCAUACAACCCAGUAUGUGUUAAGCCAGGUCCACACGGCUCAGUUUGUGCCACAAGACAUCAGAUACAUGCAAUUGCUGAAUGUUUGCUCUGUUAUACAUGUGGUAGUGUUUCUAUUACGGAACAUAUAUAUGUGCCUGUAUAAGAUGACCAUAAGGAAAUUCCCAUCGUUCUUAUUUUCUACAAUAUCAAGUUCAUGAAGUAGGAAGAAAAAUUCUCUUUUUUUCCUCAGCGCUGGCUGCCUUUAGGUUGUUAAGUUGUUUUUAUUUUUAUUUUUGCACUGUCUACUUUGUUUUUAUAUGUUCCUUCAUUUUUUACUAUCCGUUAUUGUAGUCACUUGUUAUUAUUUAUACAUUCGUGUUAUAACAUAGGAAGAUGAUGAUGCUUCAUAUUACCUGAAGCUGUAGUGAAAGAAAAAAAAAAAAGCCAAUCAGUUUGUUAAACUGAAGUGGAUUUUAGGAAUUGAGAGAAAAAAAAAUGCAAAAAAACUGUAUGCAAACAAAGAUGUAUCACUGCAUAGAUGAUACAGGCACUUUAGUGCAUGUAUAUAACUUCUACCCUGUACUGUACCAUCCUUCAUAAGAAUGAAUCAGAGUUUUACUGUAAUAUUGUUGUGAAUUUACGUACUGUAAUUUUAUUGUUAGUUUUUCUUGCACUGAUGACACAGGAAAUGAAUUUUUAAAUUACUGUCCACCAGCCGUGUACGUACAAAUCUCUGUGACGUUUCAUAUACUGUAGAAGAUCUAAGGCAUAAUGAAAUGAAAUAGAAUGUACUGAGAGGUAUGUACCAGGCCAUGUUGAGAUGAAAAAUAAACUAUUUAACAUUUAAAGAG
Molecule: messenger RNA, 6849 nt
Organism: Hyla sarda
Lineage: Eukaryota; Metazoa; Chordata; Amphibia; Anura; Hylidae
Gene: MTCL1
Product: microtubule crosslinking factor 1
Exons: 15
Coding region: 310-5973 (1887 amino acids)
Biological process (GO): microtubule bundle formation; regulation of autophagy; establishment or maintenance of epithelial cell apical/basal polarity
Cellular component (GO): spindle pole; lateral plasma membrane; midbody
Molecular function (GO): microtubule binding
Source: RefSeq, a predicted model, not a curated record